This is a messenger RNA of Peromyscus californicus insignis, 4241 nucleotides long. It is a transcript of the gene Csnk1a1, whose product is annotated as casein kinase 1 alpha 1. Gene Ontology annotation, cellular component: cytoplasm; nucleus. NCBI's taxonomy places the organism in Eukaryota, Metazoa, Chordata, Mammalia, Rodentia, Cricetidae. Gene Ontology annotation, molecular function: ATP binding; protein serine/threonine kinase activity. The transcript is spliced from 11 exons. The record is from RefSeq and is a predicted model, not a curated record. Gene Ontology annotation, biological process: negative regulation of canonical Wnt signaling pathway; signal transduction; peptidyl-serine phosphorylation. Bases 324 to 1421 code for a protein of 365 amino acids.
CCCCCGCCCCCCCCCGCAACGUCGCCGCCAACGCGAGACAGCGGCGGCCGCCCCAAAGCCACGGGCCGAGCGAGCUUCAGCAGCCGCCGACCACCCUUCACGAACUGCGGCCUGGCCCUCCAGCGAGCGGCGGCGGCGGCGGCGGCGGCGAUCCCGAUCCCGUUUCUCGCAGCCGACUCGGCGCCCCGUAACGCCAACAAAGCCUCGCUUCCCGGUGGCCUGCCGCGCUCCGCCGUUCUGCCCGGGGGAACAGCCCCGGAGGCCUCCAUCCUCUUCCCAGAGGUGUCGGGGCUCGGCCCCCGCCUCCAUCUUCGCGUCUCAGGAUGGCGAGCAGCAGCGGCUCUAAGGCCGAAUUUAUCGUCGGAGGGAAAUACAAACUGGUGCGGAAGAUCGGAUCGGGCUCCUUCGGGGACAUUUAUCUGGCGAUCAACAUCACCAAUGGCGAGGAAGUGGCAGUGAAGCUAGAAUCCCAGAAGGCCAGGCAUCCCCAGUUGCUGUACGAGAGCAAACUGUAUAAGAUUCUUCAAGGUGGGGUUGGCAUCCCUCACAUACGGUGGUAUGGACAAGAAAAAGACUAUAAUGUGCUAGUCAUGGAUCUUCUGGGGCCCAGCCUUGAAGAUCUCUUCAAUUUCUGUUCAAGAAGGUUCACUAUGAAGACUGUACUUAUGUUAGCCGACCAGAUGAUCAGUAGAAUUGAAUAUGUGCAUACAAAGAAUUUUAUACACAGAGACAUUAAGCCAGAUAACUUCCUAAUGGGUAUUGGGCGUCACUGUAAUAAGUGUUUAGAAUCUCCAGUGGGGAAGAGGAAAAGAAGCAUGACUGUUAGUCCUUCUCAGGACCCAUCUUUCUCAGGAUUAAACCAGUUAUUCCUUAUUGAUUUUGGUUUGGCCAAAAAGUACAGAGACAACAGGACAAGGCAGCACAUACCCUACAGAGAAGAUAAAAACCUCACUGGCACUGCCCGGUACGCUAGCAUCAAUGCACAUCUUGGUAUUGAGCAGAGUCGCCGAGAUGACAUGGAAUCUUUAGGAUAUGUUUUGAUGUAUUUCAAUAGAACCAGUCUUCCCUGGCAAGGGCUAAAGGCUGCAACAAAGAAACAAAAAUAUGAAAAGAUUAGUGAAAAGAAGAUGUCCACUCCUGUUGAAGUUUUGUGUAAGGGAUUUCCUGCAGAAUUUGCCAUGUACUUAAAUUACUGCCGUGGACUGCGCUUUGAGGAAGCUCCGGAUUACAUGUAUCUGAGGCAGCUAUUCCGCAUCCUUUUCAGGACCCUGAACCACCAGUAUGAUUACACGUUUGACUGGACGAUGCUAAAGCAGAAAGCAGCACAGCAGGCAGCCUCCUCCAGUGGGCAGGGUCAGCAGGCCCAAACCCCCACAGGCAAGCAAACUGACAAAACCAAGAGUAACAUGAAAGGUUUCUAGGCAUGAAUUGAGGAAGAGAAGCAGCAGAGCAGAUGAUUGGAGCAGCAUUUGUUUCUCCCCAAACUAGACAUUUUAGCUCAUAUGUACACUAGCCAGUGGUUGUGGACAACCAUUUACUUGGUGUAAAGAACUUCAUUUCAGUGUAAACUGGCCUAGGCAGCAUUGCUGAUGCUGGCCCUGAGCUGUAACCGCUGUAAUUGUGAAUAUUAACUGAGGUAGUGAAACAUGGUGUCCGGUUUUCUAUUGCAUUGUUUUUUAAGUGGAAAAGUUUAACUAAAUGGUUGACACACGAAUUGGUGGAGAAAUUGUGCAUAUGCCAAUUUUUUGUUAAAACCUUUUAUUUUGAACUAUACUGCUUUGAGAUCUCAUUUCUGGAGAACGGCAUGAACAGUCUUCAGCCACAGUUGUGAUGGUUGUAAAUGUUCACAAUUGUGUGUUCUUAGGGUUUUUCAUCCCUGGGGUUUGCAAGUUGUUAACUUAAAACAUUCUCUAAAUGGUUGGCUUCUUGUUUGCAAGCCAGCUGAUAUGGUAGCAACCAAAGAUUCCAGUGUUUGAGCAUUUGAAAGACUCUGCCUGCUUACCUGUGCUAGAAAUAACAGCAUCUAAAGUGAAGACUUAAGAAAAAAACAUAGCGACUACUAGAUUAUCCUUAGGACUCUGCAUUAACUCUAUAAUGUUCUUGCUAUUAAAAACGCAUAUUUGUCACAGAAAUUUAGUUACCGUCUUACAACUGAACAUGUAUGUGUGUUGCUUAGAUAAAUGUAAUCACUGUAAACAUCUAUAUGAUCUGGGAUUUUGUUUUUAUUUUGAAAUGGGAGCUUUUUGUUUACAAGUUCAUUAAAAACUAAAAACUGUUUCUGUAAGGAAGUGAAAUUUUUUUUUAAACGACAAAAUGCCUUGCUGACUCAACAUGAAGUAAAUCUCCCUGAUUUUUUUGUUUUGAUGUAUGAUUUGAGACAGGGUCUCAUUUUGUAGCUCUGGCUGGCCUAGAACUCACUAUAUAGACCAGGCUGGCCUAGAACUCUCAGAUCCUCCUUCCCCUGCUUCCCUAAAGUCCUGGGACUAAAAAUAAGAGCCUCCACGCCCAGCUUCCCUCAUUUUUUGAUAGACUACUUCAAGCCAUUUGUUAUAUUCCUUUGCUGUGAAAGGUUUUUGCUUUGUUUUUUUGUUUUUGUCUUGAUCUGAAGAGAAAGGAAUUCUUUCACUUUCUUUUAAAUGACUCACAGGCACAUUACCAGUUCUGCAUCUGCCGUAACUGUGGCAUUGACUCUUGCGGCCACUGUGGCCAGCAGAUGGACUGAUUCUGAAUCAGAGUGAUGAAAGUGUUCAAGGCUUUAGUAACCAUGUUAGAAAACCUUUUUCUUAGAAACCUUUGUGAAAUGGCUGUACGAGUGUCACAGAGUGCAGUUAGAGAUGCUGACCCUCUAGGCCCGCUUCCUCCCAGGCUCUCCUGGCCGCUUUUCUUUUUUCUUUGAUGAUUCAAGCAAAGGGGGAACUUAAUUGACAAUAAUUCUUUAAAUGGUGUAAUUUAUUCAUUUACAGCAUGUCAGGAUAAAUGAAAAGAUCAUUUGUCUGAAAAUGCUGCCAGGAGCCUAUUGUGUAACUGUAGGUAUUUUGUAAAAUAAUCUUGAAUUGUAAAUUGGCACGUGUUUGGUAAGAGUGUCAGGGUUGAUUUGUGGUUUUCCUUUUUUUUUUUUUUUUUUUAAUUUGAACAGCAAUAAUUUAAUUCCAUGAUGGCCACAUUCUGUCAUCAAGUUGUGUUAGUAUCAGAAGGCUGAAGAAGUCGCAGUGAGGUGGCGCUGGUGGGUGGCAGCCUCUUUCUUUUCUAGCCAUGCUUGUCAGUUAAGGUAUUUGUUUCUUGACUAAUAAACCCUUUGAUACUUUCAGCCAGAAAUCAGUCUCAUAAAGCUAUUUUUGAGUAUAGUUUGUGUAAGAUAAAACUGUUCAGCGUUGGUCAUAACUCUCCAGGCUGAACACCCUCUCUAGCAAGAUAUUUUUCAGUGCUUUUAUUUACUAUGCACUUAGACUAUGCACUUUUUCUGAAAUAUUUUUGUAACACUUUUUUGUAUUUUUGCCAUUUGAAAAGGUUGUGGUGUCAUUGGUCUGUCAUUAAGUUGCAGGUUUCAAACUGCUGUUAGCUUUGUGAAUCAGAAUAUAGAAAUGUUUUUGUUCUGGUGUACUUCCGUCCCAUCUGCAGCUGGAGCUGGAAUCCUAUUGAUCCUCUAGCUGCCAUUCAUUUUCUUCACAGUUCACAAAGAAGAGCGUGAAAUUCAGUGAAUGCUGUUACUAAUCCUGUCUGGAAAUGAAUCUCAUUUCACCAAAAUUAAUUAUGUUUUUCCACUAAAAUGAUGGUCUACGUUGAAGACACAUCACUUUGAAGUUGGAAGACCUCGCCACUAAAGGCUCCACAGUGGCUGACUCAGCUGAACUCUAGGUUGCCACUCUUUUCUUUACUCACUCCACUGGGUGAUGCAGCUUUUUGAAAUGUUGGGAGAUGGCCAUUCUAACUACUGUUGAAUGUCAAUGUUUUGGGAAGGUACAAUAAGAAAAUAAAGAAGAAUAUAUAUGAAGGGGGAGGCUGGUUGUCUCCCAUAUGGCUGUGCUGCAUAUGCUCUUAGAACCCACAAGUGGACAUAGGUUUGCCUUUGCUGUGAUUUCCUCUCUGCUUUAAGUCUAUCGUAUUGUAAAUAUUUCAGAGUGUACUGUAACAGGACAUGAAUUGUUAUAAAUCAUGAACCAUGGAGAUGGUGUAGUUUAAGCCAGUAGGCUGUUUUCCCUGAAAAUUGCUGGGAUAAUAAAGAAUAGUUUAUUGUAACUCAA